AUGUCCGACAGCGCCGAGCCCGUCGCGCCGCCGCCGCCAUCGAGCAGCACCGCCGAGCCCGCCGCGGCGGCUGCGUCACCCGCCGACGAUGCCGCCGCCAAGCGCGCCGCCCGCAAGGCGCGCAUCCUCGGCAAGGGCACCGACCGCCUCAACCGCAUCACCCAGACGGGCCGCGGGCAGGAGGCCGCCGAGCUCUACCCGGCGUCGCCGCCGCCGCUCGCCUCGCCGCGCGCUGCGCCUUCCAGCUCUGCUGCUGCGCCGGCAGACGACGACGGCGAGCCGCCGGAGAUCGACAUCAGCUCGCUGCGUGCCAUGCAGCGCGCCGACGCGCCGCCGUUUCCCGGCAUGCCCGAGGGCGGCUCAGGCAUGCCGGCGUUUCCCGGCAUGCCCGAGGGCAUGGAGCUGCCGCCGCAGAUGCAGCAGAUGUUCUCGCAGCUGCAGUCGAUGAUGGGCGGCGCCGGCGGUGCCAGUGCCGCCGACGGCGCGUCGCCGUUCGGAGCGUCGCCGUUCGGCGGCAUUCCCGGCGCCGAGGACUUUGCCGCCAGCAAGACGGACCGCAUCUUUGCCGUCGUGCGCGCGCUGCUGUGCGCUGCGUUCGGCGGCUACCUCGUGCUGCCGCUGCUGCAUGCACACAAGGCCGCCAGCGCCACCGAGAGCCUCAUCGCGCAUGUCAACGGCGGCGCCAUGAUGCACUGGGCACGCCUGGGCUACGAGCGGCCCAGCCCGUGGGACGCAGGCAUGUACGGCGUCGAGCAGCUCGGCCUCGGUGGCAUUCCCGUCUUCUACCUCUUCAUCACGCUCGAGAUUGUGCUGCAGUCGACCCGCAUCAUGCUGCUGCGGUCGCGACCACCACCGCCGUCGCUGGUGCAGAAGGUGGCGCCCUUCCUGCCGCCUGUCGUCUCGUCGCUGCUGCUCACGGGCUCGAGCUACGUCUCGCUCCUCAACUCGCUCGUCAACGACGUCGCCAUCGUCGUCUUUGUGCUGGGCAUCUCGAUCCUGUACGCCGGCUGGCGCGUCGGCUACGACCCGCUCACGCAAUGA
Molecule: messenger RNA, 1041 nt
Organism: Tilletiopsis washingtonensis
Lineage: Eukaryota; Fungi; Basidiomycota; Exobasidiomycetes; Entylomatales
Exons: 3
Coding region: 1-1041 (346 amino acids)
Biological process (GO): retrograde vesicle-mediated transport, Golgi to endoplasmic reticulum
Source: RefSeq, a predicted model, not a curated record